GGUACCAUCAACCAACUACAAAAUGUCUCAAGCUCGUGGAUUCGACAGGACGAUUACGGUUUUUUCUCCUGAAGGACGACUAUUUCAAGUUGAAUAUGCUUUUAAAGCUUUCAAUCUCGCAGGAAUCACUUCCGUUGGAGUAACAGGACAAAAUUGUGGUUGUGUAAUUUCUCAAAAAAAAAUUCCAGACAAGCUAAUUGAUCCUUCAACCAUUAAUUAUAUCUUCCCUAUUGCAAAAGGAAUUGGCUGUGUGAUGACUGGUUCUAUUGCUGAUGCCCGAGCUCAAGUUUCUAGAGCUCGUAGCGAAGCUGCUGAGUUUGAGUACAAAAACGGCUAUCCUAUGCCUUGUGACGUUUUAGCUAAACGUAUGGCCAAUAUUGCUCAAGUAUCUACUCAACGUGCAUCCAUGAGACCCCUUGGUGUUGCUAUGACCCUUGUUUCUGUUGACGAUGAGUUUGGACCUUCCCUUUACAAGCUAGAUCCUGCCGGCUUUUAUAUUGGUUAUAAAGCUACAAGCGCUGGUCCCAAGCAAAUUGAAACCAUGAAUUGGUUAGAAAAACGAUACAAGAAGAAUGGUGUUCCACCAAAUUUGGAUGAAACUGUCGAAACUGGUAUUCAAUCUUUGAUGAGCAGCUUAAGUACAGAUUUCAAGGCAACUGAAUUGCAAAUCGGUGUAGUAGAGGAGAACAAGCCAUUUAGGCUCUUAUCUGUUGAUGAAAUCGAUGCUCAUUUGCAAAGUAUUGCUGAAAAGGAUUAAUAUGAGCUUCGUAUGGAAAAUCUUAGAUAAUAUUUACAUUCUUUUCUUAAGCGAUUUUGCCUUGUGUUUUUUUUUAUACCAAUACGCUGCUACUCUGCUACGUACGUGUUUAUUUCCAUGCCUUCAUGAUAUUACUGUGAUGAAAGUUGUCGUGCAACAAAGAAUCAUUUUAGACCAAUAAACCUUUUUUUAUAUUUUAAAAAAACUACAGUUAUGUAUAGUAUUCAUGCAAUUUUCUUGCAAGUGAUCAAGCAAAGCAAAUGUUAGCUUUUCAAUCUAAAGUCAUCGUUUAAAGGUUUGAUUCAUAAAUAUACACACUGCCACCAAGUCCACCACACGCUAGAUGCCGAUCAUCCUUAGGUUGCCAAACUACUCGGUUUAAUGUUUUACGUUUUGAAGGUGUGUCACUGACUAUCGGGGUUUGCAGGUUUUGUUUUAAAUCCCAAAUUGAAAGAGAACCUACAGCAUCAACACUAGCAAAGCAUCCUGACCUAACAGGAUUCCAUUUCACAUCAAACACCAUGUCUUGGUGGUCAAAUUCACGUACACAAGUGAUGGGGUUCUGGUAGUCCUCGUGAUCAAGUGCUAACUGUUUCACAUUAUUGUAUUUCUGAGAUGACCACAAUUUCACUGUCCAAUCUAAGGAACUACUAAGAAGGUAGUUUUCCGAUUUUUUUAGUGGUUCAACACCAAUAUUCGAACGCAUCACGUCUAAUCCUGUAACAUAAGCUGAGUGUCCUUCUAAGCUUUUAAAAGAGUUCAGGGUCGUUUGAGGCUCAAAUAGGUCUUGUUGUUUACCAAUCCGGAGGCGUCCAUCUUCCGCUCCAAUCAUAAAAGCGUUUAAAUCUGAAGAAGUAUAACUUAAGCAAGUAGGAGCGAACGCUUGCAUAGGCUUGCAAGCAUCCGCCAUCAACGGAACUGUCACUGUAGGCUUAGCAAGCGUGUGACUGUCCCAUAAAUGCAUGUAGCCAUCGGUACUACAAGUUACUAUAUUAUCGGUAGAAAAACUGUCUAGAAAAUUUAGGUCACUGAUGGGUUCGAUAUGGCCUCCUGUUAUUAUGUUUGUUGAGAGCGCAGGGUAUGUACCUUGUCUCAUAUCCCAUAAGAACAGCUGGCCAUUAUAACCACCACCGGCAACGAUAUUAGGAUUAGAAGGGGAGAAUUUACAGACGGUAACUUCACUCUAAGCAGGUUAAUAGAUGAUUGUAAAUAAACAACGUACAUGUGCUCUUAAUAUUAACUCUGGAUAGUUUUUCCAGCGUUGAUUCCAAACAAGCAAUAGACCAUCUGAACGUUGGCCGCCAACCAGGUUGGAGUAUGAAGCUAAAAGGAGCUCAUCAUAGAAAGUAGAAUAGGCGAGACUAUUAAUAGAUUUAUCGGA
This is a messenger RNA of Schizosaccharomyces cryophilus OY26, 2138 nucleotides long. RefSeq names its product 20S proteasome component alpha 1. Lineage: Eukaryota; Fungi; Ascomycota; Schizosaccharomycetes; Schizosaccharomycetales; Schizosaccharomycetaceae. Gene Ontology annotation, cellular component: proteasome core complex, alpha-subunit complex; nucleus; cytosol. The coding region runs from base 23 to 757 and encodes 244 amino acids. The transcript has a single exon. The record is from RefSeq and is a predicted model, not a curated record. Gene Ontology annotation, biological process: ubiquitin-dependent protein catabolic process.